Cladophialophora immunda is the source of this 1566-nucleotide messenger RNA. RefSeq lists its product as uncharacterized. The transcript has a single exon. The coding region runs from base 514 to 1068 and encodes 184 amino acids. The record is from RefSeq and is a predicted model, not a curated record. NCBI's taxonomy places the organism in Eukaryota, Fungi, Ascomycota, Eurotiomycetes, Chaetothyriales, Herpotrichiellaceae.
CAUCAUUCACUUUGCUUGUUUCUCCUUGACAUCAAUCGCGUCGCUUGCUAUGUCGUCCAGAUCUGAUGAUCCAUCUGUUCAUGAGGUACUAGAACUUUUUACAACCCAUGGGGUCUCAUGAUUGGUGAAUUAUUGGUCAGAAUUUCCCUCUUUUGCGCGAUUUCGGCCAUAGCCGCCGAACACUGGCACGUCGGUGGUGUGACAAUCGGCUUGCACAGCCUGGUAACGUGAUCUUCUUUCCAUUACCCAUCAUUCCAUCGAAAUUAUGGUUCCUUCUAGCCAAAUCUGUCCGUCAGCCAAGCCUCGUGAUACCCGUCCAAUACUACCGAGUGUUAUUGCUUCUUCGCGACCGAAAGAGAGAUAGACUUUGCCAUAUAAAAGGAAUUGGCCCUCAUCAUCUCUCGGCCCCGGUCUCCAUUUGCCAUCUACCAAGCAAAAACCAAAAGACUUCUACAACCGAUCGAAUUGACGACUACCAAAGCAACUAUUGCCAACAACAAACCACACGCAAAAAUGACCAAAAUCAGUUGGAACUCACUCACCGGCCACCACUCAGAAACUCCGGCCGGCACAGAAAACCCGGUCGCGGAGGAAUCGCAACAUCACCGGCGUGACUCGAAGCUUAGUCACAUCAUGGACUCGAUCCGGCAUUCGCUUGCCCACGAACAUGAGAAGUUACCUAGCGAAAGCCAAGCCCAGCACCAAGGCUCCGUCGCCGUAAACGGUGAAUCGAACAACAACGGUUCACUCAGUCCUUCUCUGCAAGCAGUGGCCUCAUCUAAACUGAAUGAGAACAAUAUGGGUGAACACUCCCACGAACUCGACGACACCUGGGGUUGGCCAGGUCUUGGUACUUACGCAUCGGGUGCACCAGAAGCUCCGAGAAAAGGCAGCGGAUCCACCGACUCAGGCGCACCACAGGCACCAAGACAAGAAUCAGUGUCGAAAGGAAAAGAGCCCGAGCCGCCAAGAAGGGAAUCGACCAUCUCUCAGGCCAGCAAGAAGAGCAGCGACACACAAACCGGCUGGCCAGGUCUGGGUCCCUUCCCAGAAGACGUCGAGAAAUAACCGACUUGGGCGUCGAACUCGCAGAGCGGAGCCGGUAUUUGCAACCAUCUUGUGUGUUUCAGAGCGAUUUCCAGGUUUUUGUGGUGCGUUAAGCGAGGAUGUCCCAGGGCCACAACGGUGAUACGAGAGAACCUUUGAUGGUAGGUUAGGGUUACAGCAUCAACCAGCGGGAUAAAAGCCAUCUUGGAGUGGCUGUUUGUGACUUUUACCAAAUAUAGUACUAAUACAUUGAAUUCUACGGAAGAGCCCUAUUCUCUUCACGGCCGCCCCUGAAGGAGCAGCAUCAGAUUACAGCCACGCGUUCCACCUCAACCAGGUUGGUAGGCCAUUCCUGCGACUCGGCUGUGAACGAUAUAUUCGACAGAGCGCUAGAUAUCCAGAUUUGGCCGGCUGAAAAUAGGAGGUAGUCUAACAACCACAAUCAACUUGCCAGUCAUUACUGUCGUUAUUAACUUGGUGUCAACCAUAUUUUGCAUUCCGUGCUGGCAUUUCUAAUUU